CUCCCAGUCCUUCGUUCUUUCUCCGGGGCAUCCUCCCUAUGACUCUCUUGAGUCUUUUUUCCUCUCCUCCUUGACCCCACCCUCCACCUCCUGCCAACCGGGCUCCCUGUUCCUGUCUUCUGCUUCCUCGUUCCCGCCUGUCCGGCCCCCUGGCCCCUUCCACCUCCCGUCGGCAACCUUCCCUCGCAGGUGCGCCCGACACUCCGGCGCUCCGCUGUGCGCUUGCGCUCUGCCCCCGCCAGAGCCGGGCCAGCCGCCGGAGAAGCUUCUGCGCCGCCGGUGCAGUUUGCGCGGGAUCCGAGCUCCUGGCCGACGCUCGCGCCAGGCUGGGACAGGUGGCUGCGCUCACCCACAAGGCCGCCCUUCUGCCCGCGAUGGGCUGCUCCAGCAGCGCCCUCAACAAGGCCGGCGACGGCAACAGGCUCCGCAGCGAAGAAAGUGAGUCCUGUUUUGCCCAACCCAAACCACAUACUCCGGGAAAAGAAUCAUCUACUCUUUACGGCAAGGUACAAAAGGAAAGUCCUCCUCCAUUAGAGAAGCUCAAGAUUUCAGCAGCGUCUACAGCUAAUGGUGUUAAAUCCCUCUGGGAACAGCCCCUGGCAGAUGAUACUACAGACCCACCAGGACCUACAGAAGACGCUCAGCCUUUAGAAGGACCCAGGGAAUCUGAGCCACUUCAGCCACAUGUCAAAGAUGAUACUCCCGGAGCAGGAGAGAAGAAUGACAUGGAAGCAGUGACAGAGGCUCAGUCUUUAAAAGGAAAUGCUGAGACUGAAUCUGUAGGAAGAGAUACCAAGUAUCAGCCGUCGAGGAUCACAGGAGAGAGGGACUCUCCUGGAGCAGUGGAAGGUACUGAGAAUCCACAAACUGCCAGAGAGAUGAAACCUCUAGGAACAGCGGAGAAAGUUCCUCCUCUGGAAGCAGCUAGAGAGCCACAACCUCAAGAAGCAAUGGGAAAGGGUGAACAGACCCAGCUCCCAAAAACAGUUCCCAAGGAGAAUGAAUCUCCAGAAGGAUUGGAAGGGGGUCAGUUUGUGGAAAUGGCUGGAGAGCAGAAACUUCAAGAAACAUUGGGAAAAGAUGAGCAAUCCCAACUUCUAGAAACAAUUCCCAAAGAGAGUGAAUCUCCAGAAACAUUGGAAGGAAGCCAGUUUGUGGAGACAGCUGGAGAGCGGCAACUUCAAGAAACAGUGAUAAAAGAUGAACAAUCCCAACUUCUAGAAACAAUUCCCAAAGAGAAUGAAACACCAGAAGUAUUGGAGGAAAGUCAGUUUGUGGAAACAGCUGUAAACAAUGAUUUGCUCCAUAAAACUCCUGACGGUCUAGGAAACAUGGAACAGAUUCAACCUGAAGGAAUAGUUGGAAGCACGGAGCAUCCAGUGGGAAUUCUAGAAACAGGAGCUAAUAUGGAAACGGUCAGGAAAAUUCACACUAAUGAAGAGGACCAACACAUUGAAGGUGAGACAGGAGAAAAAGUUGAAACAGAGAUGGAGGAUGAGAAAGUAAGUGAAGGGACUGGAACAAAAGAAGAAGAAACAGGGGAAGCUGUGGACCUUUCAGCAGCCAUGUAGAUGGAUGUGGUAGCAGAAGGAUGAAUAGGCACAGGUGUUGUGAUAGAAAAUGUAGUGAAGUGUGUGACUUCGGAUCUGAUUGUGUCUAUAAAUGUCUAUGUGUUUUAUACAAGGAGUAUGGUUAUCAUGUUCUUGAUUACAUUGUUCCAUAAAACUGCUAAGCUGUAAACAGUUUUCUCAGGCACUUAGAAUAGUUAUACAUUUAGAACUACAGUAGCCACGGCCAGUAAGGACUGGGGUAUAGGAUCACUGAAGAGUGUGAGGGUAUUUUCUUCAUUGUGGCAACACAUCCAUUCGGUUCAGAAAAUGACAUCCUAAAAAGAAAGUAUAAACCUUAGGUGUAGGUGGCUGGAGAAAGGAGUUAAAUUUUAGGGAGCAUAUGAUAAUCAAGUAACACAGUUAUAAUUACAACGGGAUAAGAAUGAACAACAACAUCAGGGCAAAAUAUAUCUAGUGGGUUUUUCUUUUUUAUUUCGUUUUUUUUUUUUUUUUUUUUUUUUUUUUUUUUUUUUUUUUUUUUUUUCCUGUUGCAGAAUUUAAAGCUGGUAGGAACUUACUCACCUUAAGUCUGUCUACUACCAUAGACUCUUAUUUAUGUCAAAGGAGUGCAGUCUCUGGUGCUGUUGCAAGAUCAGGCAUUUCCACACUGAAAGGCUACACGUUUUUCCAGGUGCCAUUUUAAAUCAGUUGUUGAUUUUACACUUAUGUGAAGGGUUUCAUUGGUGUUAUCCUUUUAACUGACAUUAAAGGCGUUUGAAACUUAUUGACUUUUAAACGUAUUUCAGAGACAACAGACAGCAAGAAUUAAAACCUAGAUUUGCUGCCUAUGUGGAAUUUAUUCCCUGGGUCCUGUUUUGUUUUGUUUUUCAGAUUGCUGUGGCUUAAUGUUAGGCUUUAGAGGUAGAAAGGAGCUAAGAAAUCAAGAUUUAGAAACCAUUUAUAAUAUUGCAUUAAUGUUAAAAUGAUGCACCAUUGAAAGUUACUUUUCACGAAUUCUUCCUAAGUUGCCAAGGGAUUUUGGUAAAAGAUUAUACAUGAAUAUAGUAAUGACAAUAGCAAUCUUGUCUACCAUUGAGGACCUGUUUAUGUUUAUGUAUAUCAGGAUAGAAUUAUAUUCUGGAAACAUUUUCUUUCCUUUUCUUAUUUGUAAAUGUGUAUUUUUAAGAUAACUGCUCAGAUGAAUUAACUAGACUCUGUUAUUUUUAAUUUUUUUUAAAUUUAGUUAACAUAUCAUGCAAUAUUGGUUUCAGGUUUAGAAUUCAGUGAUUCAUCACUUACAUACAGCACCCAGUGCUCAUCACAAGUGACCUACUUACUACCCAUCACCCACAGCCCAUCUGCCACCCACCUCCCUCCAUCAACCCUCAGUUUGUUCUCUGUUGUUAAGGUCUCUUGUGGUUUGUUUCCCUCUCUUCUUUCUCACCACCCCCCCACCGUUCAUCUGUUUUGUUUCUUAAAUUUCACAUAUGGGUGGAAUCAUAUGGCAUUUGUCUUUCUUGGAUUUGACUUAUUUCACUUAGCAAAAUAUAUUCUAGCUCCAUCCACAUCAUUGCAAAUGGCAAGAUUUCAUUCUUUUUGACGGCCGAGUAAUAUUCCAUUGUAUAUAAAUAAUCUCUUCUUUAUCCAUUCAUCAGUAGACUCUUUUACUUUGGCUUUUAUAUUAAAAUGACUACUAAGAUGACUUGUAAUUAAUUUCAAGAAUAUAGCAUACAGGGAAGAAUUAUCUUUAUUCUGAUUUUAAUAUUAGUUUAUGUUUCUGACUUUAGAGUUGAAGUAGACAACAAGAGGGGGUACUUGAGUAGAUGAUGUCCCCCUUUCUGCAAAGUAGCUCGAUUGUGAUUUUAUUGAGACCAAGGACUGUUUUGUGUAUCUUUGAUUCAGGCAUUUAUCUCCUUUCAUGGAACAUUAUAGGCACUUGAUAAAUAUUUGUCAAAUCAAUACAUGAAUAAUAAAUACCCAUUUAUGUUUAAUUCAUUAGAAAAGAAUAUAUUUAAGAUAUCAAUUUGUGUAGCACUAACAUUUUCUUGAGGGCUGCUCAAACUCAGCAAUGUGCUAUAUAUUUGGUGUAGUUUUCUGAAAACAGCAAAAUUUUGAGGUCAGGAAGUGUAUAAAUCAGAACUGAUGUAACAUCUCUCAAGCUGACUUUUAUAAUCCAAAGGUGUUUUUCCUGACCAAAAGGUAUUUUUAUACAGAUAUCUAGUAAGUAGAGAAUGACAGAGCUCAGUGUAAAAUAUAUCUGAUCACCUUAAAAGGUGGAAUUGUACUUUGUAUCAAGUACUAAAAUAGUAAGAUUCAUUUACUUAAUAGACAUAAAGGUCCAUUCUCCGUUGUGUGAAUUUUUUUUUUAAUCAUUAACAUGUGUUAAAGAGACCUAUUCAGAACUGAUUCUUGAGAGAACUCGUUCUCAAAGGCAUUAUUAUAUAGUUGUAAUAUAAAAGUUUUCAAAUUGUUUAUUAAUCCUACUUUUUCCACGAAUUACUAAAAUAAUUUAUUCUUAGAAAAUUUUGGAAAUUUGUAUAAAUUUCUGGUGCUUUUUAUACUUUUGUCUUUCGCCUUUAGUGUGGUUAUUAAGACAUUUUUAGAAACCGUUCUCAUUCUCUUAGAUAAUAUUAGUAAAUUUUUAUUCAAAACCUAUAAAGAAAAUUAAAAUGUUCCAUAAUAUUUGAAUAUUC
Messenger RNA from Panthera uncia (snow leopard), 4243 nucleotides. RefSeq names its product glutamate rich 5 (gene ERICH5). Lineage: Eukaryota; Metazoa; Chordata; Mammalia; Carnivora; Felidae. The transcript is spliced from 3 exons. The record is from RefSeq and is a predicted model, not a curated record. The coding region runs from base 375 to 1571 and encodes 398 amino acids.